AUGACAGCAUUCGAAGCGCUUUCUGUUGAUCAAGCCCCACCAAAGGAAGACAGCAAGAUCUUUUUCACAGGGAAGUUGACGCUGCGCCAGAACGUCUUUGCGACCUACACCGUGAUUAAUGAGGAUGUCUCGCUGCCCAAAGAGGCACAAGACCAUGUGCACACGCAUACCCUGGAGACGGAAGUGCCCGGGUCCCCGAUGGCGAACACUUCGGCGUUGAUGGCCGAGUAUCCUGACGACAUGACGACGGUUGUCCUUAGAUGUCGAGACCAGCAGGCCAGCAUCCGCCGAUUUGAGAAGCAAUUCUCGCGCACUCGGACCAAGGAGGCAGCCAAGGUUGUGGAGGGGGACGAGAAAACAGAAGCAAAGGCACUACAGUGGGUCGUGAUGAUGAGCAAGGGGUCCCAUCAUGAUGGUUGA
Molecule: messenger RNA, 420 nt
Organism: Cladophialophora carrionii CBS 160.54
Lineage: Eukaryota; Fungi; Ascomycota; Eurotiomycetes; Chaetothyriales; Herpotrichiellaceae
Exons: 1
Coding region: 1-420 (139 amino acids)
Source: RefSeq, a predicted model, not a curated record